GUUGUUUCACUUUGACGUCAGAUUUCAUUGGGUCCCGCUCGCCAGCUCAAGUGGAAGUGGUGAAUGUGAAUGGAGAGGUGGUGGGGGGAAUCCGACAUCAGACACACAGCAGAGUGGACCGUCACUGCGUGUGGAUGGAUGCAAGCAUCCUGGGAUUUUCCUACCUUAUCACCGCAAGACGUAGUGGAACACAACGCCAACCUGACGGAACCGCGAUGGUGCAAUGCUUGGCGACUCGACGCACGGCUGCGGGCCGUUUAGGGGACCCGAGAAUGUGGUCGUUGUGACGUUGACUUGAACGCCGCUUUUUUUUUGCUGACUUUAUUGUUCCCGGCCGAGACGCACAGCGAAGAUGUUGAGUCGAUUCGUGAGUGGCAGCGUCAGGAAUCUCGAACGGGAAUACAGCUGCACCGUCCGGCUGCUGGACGACUCGGAAUAUACGUGCACCAUUCAGCGAGAUGCAAAAGGCCAGUAUCUGUUUGACCUCAUCUGCCACCACCUCAAUUUGCUGGAGAAAGAUUAUUUCGGCAUCCGAUAUGUGGACCCCGACAAGCAGCGGCACUGGUUGGAGUUAACAAGGUCGAUUGCAAAGCAAAUGAAAUCUCAGCCUCCAUUCACCAUGUGUCUGCGUGUCAAGUUCUACCCUCCUGAUCCAGCUGCUCUAAAGGAGGAAAUCACUCGAUAUCUCGUCUUCCUGCAAAUCAAAAGGGACCUUUACCACGGCCGCCUCCUGUGCAAAACCUCGGACGCCGCAUUGCUGGCUGCCUACAUCCUUCAAGCUGAGAUCGGGAAUUACGACCCCGGGAAACACCCCGAAGGUUACAGCUCGAAAUUCCAGUUCUUCCCCAAACACUCGGAGAAACUGGAGCGACGGAUCGCCGACAUACACAAGACAGAACUGAUUGGACAGACACCUGAAACAUCAGAGCGAAAUUUCCUGCAGAAGGCCCAGAUGCUGGAAACAUAUGGUGUUGAUCCGCAUCCGUGCAAGGACGUGUCGGGAAACCCGGCUUUCCUUGCCUUCACGCCCUUUGGUUUUGUGGUCUUGCAGGGAAACAAGAGAGUGCAUUUCCUCAACUGGAACGAGGUGACCAAGCUCAAGUUUGAGGGCAAGACGUUCCACGUUUAUGCAAACCACAAGGAGGAAACAAAGAUCACUCUGACAUACUUUGCGCCCACACCGGAGGCAUGCAAGCAUCUUUGGAAGUGCGGCGUGGAGAACCAAGCUUUCUACAAGCUUGAGAAGUCAAGUCAGGUCCGCACAGUGUCCAGCAGCAAUUUGUUCUUCAAGGGCAGCCGCUUCCGUUACAGCGGGCGCGUGGCAAAAGAGGUGAUGGAGCACAGUGCCAAAAUCAAACGAGAACCUCCGGAAAUACACAGAGCUGGCCUGGUUCCUAGCCGGAGCUGUCCAUCCAUCACCCACGGGCCUCGGCUCACCAGCGUACCGCGCACACGGCGGAGAGCUGUACACAUCUCUAUCAUGGAGGGCCUGGAGUCUCUCCGUGACAGUGCUCACUCCACCCCGGUGCGUUCGGUAUCCCACAGUGAGGCGUUCAUCCCGCGCUCGCGCAGCCAGGCCACGGAGGCCGGCGAAGGGACGGCGGUGAUCUCGGACGAAGCGUACAGCCCCUCCGACAGCGUCCUGCCAACGCCGGUGGCCGAGCACGGCGUGGAAAUGCCGGUCACCUUGCGGCAAAUUAACGGGGCACCCUGCAGCAUCGAGGAGGAAAAGGAGUCGGAGGCAGGGACCCCCACGCGAGGGGUCGGGGGGGACUUUGGACAAGAGGGCGCCGCAGGGGCCCUCAGCGAGGUGGAACAGGUGAAUAAGUUUGUGUUGAGUGUCCUGCGUUUGCUCCUUGUCACCAUCGGACUCCUCUUUGUCUUGCUCCUCCUCCUCAUCAUCCUCACUGAGUCCGACCUCGACGUGGCGUUCUUACGCGACAUCCGCCGGACUCCCGAAUUCGAGCAGUUCCAUUACGAAUACUUUUGUCCCCUCAGGCGGUGGUUUGCCUGCAAGCUCCGCUGGGUGGGCGGGUUGCUCGUUAGCAAGUGAGGCGCUCGCGUUGGUAAAAAGGCCUGUUGGUGGGGGGCCGAGGAGACGCCAUGGAAGUGGCACCCAUGGGAUUCGUCCUCCUCUUGCAGCGAUGCUGGUCGGACCGACCUUGUGACCCCGGGACAACUUCUCUCUCUCCCCCUCUCACACUUUUGAGUUUUUACAUCUCGCCCACCUCACUUUCGCUUUUGUUCUCCUUUUUUAUGAAAACCAAUUAUCUUUUCCUUCCUUUUUUUUUUUUUUGCAUAAAAAUCUGAGAAUUUUAAGGAGUAUGCGCAUUACUUUGAGGUGUUAUUUAUUGACUUUAAAGGUAUUUGCAUCAGACGAGACGGAUGGAGCACUGCAAGAAGAUGGGUAAAACAGAAGUGAGUUAGCGGGGUACGCACAUAUUUAACAUGUUAACUGAUUUUUAAAAUGUGAGCGACCUCACACAUGAAGGGGGGGGGGGAAAUGUGUUCUUACUGUUCGCUUUGGGGCAGCUUGUGGCAUCGUGGUGCCAAGGAACCUUAUUGAAGUGGAGCUUCAUUUAGGCAUUCAGUAAGCCUGUCUAAUGGAAAAGUAGUGCUAUGCCACUGUUUUGAUGCCAAUGAACUAAGUUGGAAUAUGAAGAGGAGCUUCAUUCAGGCAUUCCAUACGCCUGUCUAAUAGAAAAGUCGUGCUAUGCCACUGUUUUGAUGCCAAUGAACUAAGUUGUAAUGUGAAGAUGAGCUUUAUUUCGGAAUUCCAUCGGACUAUCUUCUAAUAGAAAAGUAGUGCUUUUCCACCAUCUUUUUCUAUAGCCAAUUUGAGGGGUGCGGGGGGAUUUUCAUAUGACAUACCCAACACACCACACGCGUCUUCACCAGCUAUCGCAAAACUCCUCCUCUAAACCAGAUGUCUGUUGUAUUACUGAUUUGCUAUAGAUGCCAAAAAACGUUGGCAAAGCAAUGAAAAUUCAGCUCACUUCAACAUAGUUCCUUGUCACCAAAUGGUGUCAAAGCUUUCCAUGUAGGUGAAUUUUUCAGCAAAUAAUGGAGCAGAAGUUAAAAAAAACCCAAACAAUUGCAGUUAUGUGGUUUAAUACCACUGGUGAAUUUGUGACUACCGGGCAAUUGAUUAUUUGGGAAGCAUGCUGAUGUAAACAUUUUUAACUGGGCUAUGUCGUUUGAACGUAUUGCAAUAUCUUUCGAACGUACUGCAUAGUCGUUCAAACGAUUUGGUAAAGUCAUUUAAAUGUAUUGGUAAACUCAUUUGGACAUAUUUGGUAAAGUCAUUCAAACAGAUUGGUCAAACAUUAGCUAAAUGCUAAAAACAUAGCAUUCUUUCCCAUAAUGCUCGCCUCAAUACAUUAGGAUUUAUUAUCGUAAAUAGUGAAUUGGUCUUUUGCUGACUUGGAUCGCAAAGCAGGGUAAACACUCAAAUUGGACUCUAUUAUUGUUGUAUGGGUGUACCCUGCUGGACUGAAAUGGACAGGGAUCUUAAAAUAUAGUAUAAGAGGUUUAACGUAAAGUUGAAGGUUGAAGCAAAAUGAAGGCUCACGUGAAUGAGAAGAAGAAAAGGAGACUUUAAUAGACAAAUACUGUAUCUCUUUUUUAGUAUUGUAUAAGGCUAUGGUGACCUCGUAGUGUUCAGCGGAAUGAGUAGCUAAUAGCCUAGCUAUACAGUACAAACGUAGAUGUGCAAUGCUUAUCAAGUACCGGUACUUCUUGAAUGUGUUUGUUGGUUCCGCUCAUUCAUUUUCAUGACCUUGAGAUUCAAUGAAUUUCAAUUAUUUCUUACGAUGAAGAUUUAUUUUGGAUUAAAGAUCAACCUUUCGGUUUAUGUAUCAUAUUGCUAGUAGAAGAUCAGAUGAUGUACUUUUUUCUUUUUUUUUUUUUUUUGUACAAAACGAGUUUGUUUCCUAAUAUAUUGACAGCUCCGAUGUAUAUUUUAACAGGACUCAAAUGUUAUUUUGUUAUUGAAGAUGAAAAUGAUACUUUUUGUAGCGCUGUGCGUCUCAAGCGAGGACGGGAGCAUUGACGGAGAAACAAAUGUCAGCCUUCGGUCUUUGUGUACAAUACAAAUACACGUGUGAUGCCAAAAUACAUUUACACCUUUCAUACAUCCUUCUCACAUCAGAUGAAAAAAUCGAAUAAAAUAAUUGACAGAUGAUAAAAUAAACAUGACAAAAAAUUAUGACUACAGCCAUGUUACUGAUUAAGUGCAUUUGAUUUUUUUCGAAAAUAGAUGAUCAAUGUAAAAGGUGCAUUGAAUAUACAUUGUCGACAUUUUAUACAUUGUAUUGAUGACUGCUUUUUGAACAUAUGAGGCAAAUAUGAGCUCAUAAAUGGGGUCAAAUCACGAGACUGAACAUUGUGCAAUGUUUUAGGAGAGUCUUUAACGUCAUCGGGUGCACAACACAAAUAACCGGGAUUACAAGAAACGACUUCAGCGGAACCCCCGAGGUCGAAACCCUUCCAAUCUCCGAUUUGUUUGCAUUUCGAGACACUUUUCCGAGAGGAAUAAUGAAAAAAAAAGAUCUGUUCCAUUAAAACAAAACAAAAGAAAUUAUCAGAACAUUAGCAACUGCCUUGCAAGUGUAAAAAGACAAUUAUUUACAAACAAAUUUGAAAUUAAAUGUUGCAUAAGCAACCCUCCACCCCCACCCCAAAAUCCCUGUGUGGUAUCUGUCUGAGUGUUUGAAAAGGAUGGAAAGAGAUUUACAUGAUACCUUUUUGUUUUGCAAUGGUUGUUGAAGUUAGGGAAGGAAUUCACUUUAAAUGGAAGCAUCGUCCUUUCAGCAUGCAGCUUUUGCACAUUUGCCGUUCAAAGGCUGCUUCGGUCCACCGGAAUGCCGACAAUAAGAACAAACACGUCCAUGAGAAGUGCACAUACUGUAGUUGCUUUAGCGUCAUGUAGCGUCUUGAAACAAGAAAAGGAAAAUAUGAGAUAACAAAGAAAAGCACCAUUCAAGAAGCAAUAAUUAAGGAAUGAUUU
Hippocampus comes (tiger tail seahorse) is the source of this 5008-nucleotide messenger RNA. It is a transcript of the gene frmd5a, whose product is annotated as FERM domain containing 5a. Gene Ontology annotation, biological process: actomyosin structure organization. NCBI's taxonomy places the organism in Eukaryota, Metazoa, Chordata, Actinopteri, Syngnathiformes, Syngnathidae. The transcript has 14 exons. Gene Ontology annotation, cellular component: cytoskeleton. Gene Ontology annotation, molecular function: cytoskeletal protein binding. Bases 353 to 2053 code for a protein of 566 amino acids. The record is from RefSeq and is a predicted model, not a curated record.